This is a messenger RNA of Varanus komodoensis (Komodo dragon), 1904 nucleotides long. RefSeq names its product DNA polymerase epsilon 3, accessory subunit (gene POLE3). Gene Ontology annotation, cellular component: epsilon DNA polymerase complex; CHRAC. The record is from RefSeq and is a predicted model, not a curated record. NCBI's taxonomy places the organism in Eukaryota, Metazoa, Chordata, Lepidosauria, Squamata, Varanidae. Gene Ontology annotation, molecular function: protein heterodimerization activity; chromatin DNA binding. The transcript has 5 exons. Gene Ontology annotation, biological process: heterochromatin formation; DNA damage response; leading strand elongation. Bases 851 to 1303 code for a protein of 150 amino acids.
CCCACGGCGCCCUCUGUGCACGCGCAGAGGGGCGCUCUUUCUUUUCCGCAAAGCAGGGGGAGGAGGUCCUCCUUCCAGAGGCCGCAGAGGGCGAGCAGCCCCGCUUCUCCCUCCCGUUUCUCCUCCUCGCCGGCCCGGGCCUGCGUCCUGCUAGUCGUGCGCCUUCUUCCUUCCCCACCACCCCCAAACCGCCCGUCCCUUGGUGCCUGUGGCCUGGUCUCGUCCUAGGACCGGCUGCUCCGUGUGUUUCUGCACCUGGCUUGUGGCCUCUUCCUGGUGUCUAUCCUAUACCUGGUUUCUUUUAACAUAAGGCUAUUAUUCUGUGUCCUGGCUUGUUCGCUUUGAAGCCUGAGUGCUGCCCCACUCCACAAGAGUCCCGAUCAAGGCAGGGGCUGCUUCAGGGGAGAUAGGCUUAACCCUUGUUUUAAACUUAGUAUUGAAAUUACUUUUUUCUUUUUGUUUUUCAAAGAAUGGCAUGAAUUGUUGCUAGCCAACCAGAGAACUUUGGCUAUCAGGUGGGAUAGAAAUGGAAUUAUACCCAAACAGCACAAGGAGCAGAGAGUGGCAUAAAUAGGACCUGUUCUCAGUAUACUGGCACAAGACCCCAUUGCUACCAUUUGCCAGCAAGUGGCAUUUAGUGCUGGGCUCAUGGUUUUGCACUGAAGGAGAAGGCGGGGGUGUCUGCACACAGAAUGGGGAGGAAAGUGACACCGGUAACAGAAAGCUCUGUUUUGUUUAGGUAGCGAUCCUGAUGUGUUUGUGUACCUCAGAGAAGCUGCUUUCAGCUUUUGCCUUUUGUCCAAGCUGUUUGAAAUUUGGUGUGGGGGGUUGGGGCAGUUAGGUAUGUGCAAUGGCUGAACGUCCAGAAGACCUGAAUCUACCCAAUGCUGUCAUAACCCGCAUCAUCAAGGAAGCACUGCCUGAUGGAGUGAACAUUUCCAAAGAAGCCCGGAGUGCAAUAUCUCGAGCUGCCAGUGUGUUUGUACUGUAUGCAACAUCAUGUGCCAAUAACUUUGCAAUGAAGGGAAAGAGGAAAACACUGAAUGCUGGUGAUGUUCUCUCAGCCAUGGAGGAAAUGGAAUUCCAGCGGUUCACAGGCCCUUUAAAGGAAUCAUUAGAAGCGUACAGGCGUGAGCAGAAAGGAAAGCGGGGAGCUUCGGAGCUAAAGAAAAAAGACAAAGAUCAGAAGGAAGAUUCUGAAGAUCCUGACAAGAACCGGGAGGAGGAGGAGGAGGAGGAAAGGAUGGAGGAGGAGGAACCAAAUGAGGAGGAAGAGGAGGAGGAAGAGGAGGUGGAUAGCUGAGCUGCUGCCAGGCCUGGGCAUGUGGAACAAAUGCAGCUGCCCCUUGUUCAAAGCAAAGUGCUCUGUGGGUGCCAUGACUGAUAAGGGGAAAGCUAGUUCCCCCCACCCCAACUGGAGCACAUUUCCUGUGAUGCUGAAGAAAAGUCUCUUCCCAUCCCAGCAGAAUGUCCGGGGCAGCUGAACAAUACUUGUUGGGCCCUCGGUGUUCGGGGAAGUAAAUGCGGAGCACCUAGGGGCCCCACGAAGCUAGAUGAAAUGGACAUGAAUGAAAUGAGCUGGCUUAGCUAACUGCCCCGAAAUUGACUCUAGCAGGUCUGCUUUAAAUUCGGGGAGUAAAGGAUUGUAGUCAUUACUGGAUAGGACUUAACAUGGGAGAAUGGCGACUCUCUCUCUGGCCUGCAGGCCUGUGUUUGCUCUGCAUUCCAGCUUUUCAUAUGAGGCUUUUUGGAUUCACUGAGAGCUCAUCUUUUCUCAGGCUCUGGAGGUUUUCUUCAUUUCUGAUUCAACCAUGAACGUUUUCCAUCUGCUGUCCAAAGUGUGCUAUGUUUUUGUUCUUCCAAAGCUCUCAGUUUAUGAGAAAUAAAGCUCAUGCUUAACUGCC